CUUUGACAGCAAGUAAUUAGCCUGUCAACUGUUUCGAUACUUGUCAUCUGUCAAAGUCAGUCUUCACAAGAAAAAAAUCAUAAAAUGUGUGGUGGUUCCGUAAAAUUGUAAUUUUCUAUACAUUUACUGACUGAAAGUUUGCAGCAUAUGCAAAAUUUGUAACCAUAUUUAUUUUCUUAGCUACCUGUUGUAUAUAUUUUUAGUAAAAAAUGGGUAAUGUACACGCUUACUCCAGUACACCACCACCCCCGGGAGCAAUACCAAGAAAAGAUCCAUGUGAUCCUGCUUCAAAACAGUUAAUCGAAAAUCCCGGGCCCCUAGAAGAAAUUCACACAAAGUGCAAAAAUGUAUUUCCAACUUGUUUUGAAGGUGCUCGGGUAAUGCUUACAAGAGGACUUAGUAACCAUUUUCAAAUUUCACACACUAUUAAUAUGAGCUCAGUGACGCCGAGCGGAUACAGAUUUGGUGCUACUUAUGUAGGUACAAAACAAAUAUCACCGUCAGAAGCUUACCCUAUAUUAUUAGGUGAUAUAGACCCCUCAGGAAAUCUCAAUGCGACCAUUAUCCAUCAACUAUGUCCUAAUGUUCAAGCUAAAUUUGCAGCACAGAUACAAAACUCCAAAUUUCAAGUGGGUCAGUUGACAACAAAUUACAGAGGCCAUGACUAUACUGCCAGUUGUACAGUAGUAAAUCCUGACAUAAUAAACAGUUCUGGAGUGGUAGUUCUUCAUUACCUCCAAUCUGUUACAACCAGAUUAGCUCUGGGUACAGAACUUGCUUAUCAAAAGGGACCUGGCAUUCCAGGAGGAGAGAUAGCUUUGCUAAGUGCAGCUGCAAAGUAUUCAACUGAAAAUGUACAAGUGUCAGGCACAUUAGGUGUAUCAGGUAUUCACCUAUGUUAUUACCAGAAGGCUAGUAAACAAUUACAAAUUGGAGUUGAAUUAGAAGCAAAUCACAGAAUGCAAGAGGCUUUAGCAUCAAUUGGUUAUCAAGUAGAUUUGCCUAAAAGUGAAGUAGUAUUUAAAGGUCACAUUGAUUCGAACUGGUCAGUAGGGGCAGUUUUAGAAAAGAAACUGAGCCCAUUGCCCUUCACAUUAGCUCUUAGUGGAUUGAUGAAUCACAAUAAAAACCAAUUUAGACUUGGUGUUGGAAUAUUAAUCGGGUAGACAUUUUUUUAACAUUAGUCUAAAAAUUGAUUGUUGGACUAUUACCAAUUAAAGUUUUACGAAAUAAUUCAAAUGCAUUUUUUAUCAGUCUUUGUUUCAUAAGCGCCUCUUCAAAAGAGAUUUAUUAAAUUCAAGUAUUGCAUUUUUUUAGUUGUUUUGUAGUCCCAUUUCUUUUGUAAAUUGUUAGACACAACAUGCACUGCUAUUUUUUUUAUAUUAAGUGCUAAUUUUUUAGAUUUGUAUAUUAUUUUUCUGAAAAAUGUGUUGAAUAUGAAUUACAAAAGUUUUUGUUACUUUUUUUUUACAGAGAUGUAAAUUACUAGAAAAAAUAUAUUGUUGAAA
Molecule: messenger RNA, 1508 nt
Organism: Psylliodes chrysocephalus
Lineage: Eukaryota; Metazoa; Arthropoda; Insecta; Coleoptera; Chrysomelidae
Source: the annotation of a GenBank genome assembly